AUGGGGUGGAGCUGUCCUGCCCCCCCUUUUCGCUUUUGCUAUAUUAAAAGAUUUCAGCCCUGAGGUCCUCCUUCUUUCUCUCAGUGGCAUCUCCUUUGCUCCCACAGACAACAGAAAUGACAACUUACACAGAUAAAGGAGAGAAGCCCGAGAGAGGCCGGUUUCUCAAUUUCCAUUCCUUGACGUUCUGGGUUGGAAAUGCCAAGCAGGCUGCCUCGUUUUAUUGCAACAAAAUGGGCUUUGAAGAAUUUGCCUACCGAGGCCUGGAAACGGGAAGCCGAGAGGUGACAUCUCAUGUGGUCAAGCAAGACAAGAUUAUCUUUGUCUUCUCAUCAGCUCUCAAUCCUGGAAAUCAAGAAAUGGGGGAGCAUUUAGUGAAGCAUGGAGAUGGCGUGAAAGACAUUGCCUUUGAAGUGGAGGACUGUGAUUUCAUUGUGCAGAAAGCUCGAGAGCGUGGAGCCAAGAUAGUGAAAGAACCCUGGAUAGAGGAAGAUAAAUACGGGAAAGUGAAAUUUGCCAUUGUUCAAACGUACGGAGACACCACACACACGCUCAUUGAAAAGCUGGACUACAAAGGACUUUUCCUGCCUGGGUUUAAGUCUCCACUUUUUAAGGACCCUCUGCUAAAAAAGUUGCCACCAGCAAAGCUGAAUUUCAUUGACCACGUGGUGGGAAACCAGCCUGACCAGGAGAUGGUCCCAGUGGCGGAAUGGUACCAGAGAAACCUCUUGUUCCACCGUUUUUGGUCUGUGGAUGAUAAGCAGGUGCACACGGCCUUCAGUGCUCUUCGCUCUAUUGUAGUGGCCAAUUAUGAAGAAUCCAUUAAAAUGCCAAUUAAUGAGCCUGCCAUGGGGAAGAAGAAAUCUCAGAUCCAGGAAUAUGUUGAUUAUUAUGGGGGCCCUGGAGUCCAGCACAUUGCACUGAAUACCUCAGACAUCAUUGCUGCGAUCACCAACUUGAAAGAACGUGGCCUUGAGUUCAUGUCAGUUCCAUCUACCUACUACCAGCUACUUCGAGAGAGGCUCAAAUCAGCCAAGAUUAAGGUGAAGGAGAACAUCAGUAAACUGGAGGAACUCAAAAUCUUAGUGGACUUUGACGAGAAGGGAUACUUACUUCAGAUCUUCACUAAGCCUGUUCAGGACAGGCCGACCGUCUUCCUGGAGGUCAUACAGCGCUACAACCAUCAGGGAUUUGGUGCUGGGAACUUCAAAUCUUUGUUUGAAGCAAUUGAAGUGGACCAAGAUGCCCGGGGAAACCUCACCAUCCUGACACCCAAUGGAGAAUCAAACGUCAUGUAAUGUUCCACAGCAAAAGUGGUGGGCAAACGGCUGGGAGAAUUUCUCUCGCUCAAAUCUUUUGCAACAGUAAUUCCAAAAUCAUCUUCCUCCCACCCACCUGGCCUGCUUUUUGAUUGAAUAAAAAGAUUCAAAGCACA
Molecule: messenger RNA, 1435 nt
Organism: Sceloporus undulatus (fence lizard)
Lineage: Eukaryota; Metazoa; Chordata; Lepidosauria; Squamata; Phrynosomatidae
Gene: HPD
Product: 4-hydroxyphenylpyruvate dioxygenase
Exons: 14
Coding region: 117-1298 (393 amino acids)
Biological process (GO): L-tyrosine catabolic process
Cellular component (GO): Golgi membrane; endoplasmic reticulum membrane
Molecular function (GO): 4-hydroxyphenylpyruvate dioxygenase activity
Source: RefSeq, a predicted model, not a curated record